Molecule: messenger RNA, 1157 nt
Organism: Momordica charantia (bitter melon)
Lineage: Eukaryota; Viridiplantae; Streptophyta; Magnoliopsida; Cucurbitales; Cucurbitaceae
Product: alpha carbonic anhydrase 7
Biological process (GO): one-carbon metabolic process
Molecular function (GO): carbonate dehydratase activity; zinc ion binding
Source: RefSeq, a predicted model, not a curated record
UCUCUCUCUUAAUGUUUAUAUAUUUUGCUCAUAAUCUGAGGGAAUAGGGCAAAUCCCGACGCCGAUUCCACUUGCUUGGUCUUGCAAAUCAUUUCCUCGCUUCAGUUUUCGUUCCAGAGACUAUGAAGAUUCGGACCAAACACUUCGUUUUCUUCUCGAUUCUGCUAUUUUUCCUGCAUUCAUCUUCAAUCUCAGCGCAAGAAGUUGAAAAUGAGAGAGAGUUCGAUUACAUAGAAGGGAGCGACAAAGGGCCAGGACACUGGGGAAAGCUAAAGAAAGAGUGGGAAGCUUGUAACAAUGGAGAUUUGCAAUCUCCCAUAGAUUUAACAAGCCAGAGAGUGAAGAUUAUUCCAAAGUUGGGAGAGCUAAAUAGAAGCUACUAUCCUUGCAAUGCAACUAUAAAAAAUAGGGGCCAUGAUAUUUCUAUAUAUUGGGUUGGUAAUGCAGGGUCAAUCCUGGUAAACGGGGUCGUUUAUGAUCUUCAACAAUCCCAUUGGCACUCACCUUCAGAGCAUUCGAUCAAUGGAGUAAGGUAUGACUUGGAACUCCACAUGGUUCACCUGAGUUCUGAUCCCAAUGUGAAGAACAAGAUUGCUGUUGUUGGUCAACUCUACAAAAUUGGCCCACCAGACCCUUUUCUCUCUCAGCUGGGUAGGGACAUAAGCGGCAUGAUUGAUCAGAAGCACGAAAAGAAGGUGGGAGUGAUGAAUCCUGCCGACAUCAAGUUUGGUGGAAGAAAAUACUAUAGAUACCUUGGUUCUCUCACUGUUCCUCCUUGUACCGAAGGUGUAAUUUGGACCAUGAACAAGAAGAUAAGGACAGUGUCAAGGGAGCAAGUAAAACUUCUAAGAGAGGCUGUUCAUGAUUAUGCAGAGUUCAAUGCGAGACCAUUGCAGCCUCUCAAUAGUCGACACAUCCAUCUUUAUCGUCCAAUUCAAAGAACUAAAGGCUGAUUAUCCAAAUUGUAUUGCUAUUUCUCGCCUAUUUGUUAAUUGGUUUUUUUAGAUCCUACUUUUUAAUUGUUUAAAAUAUGCUUUUAGUUUUGGUAAUUGGAACUGGACCUUUAUAUAUAAUGUUUUAAUUACCAUAUUUUCGUUGAGUUUGAGUUUAGGUUAAAUUACAAAAAUACUUAUUAACUUUAUAUGUUGUUUGAAAUA